Messenger RNA from Penicillium longicatenatum, 2280 nucleotides. Its product is annotated as fungal specific transcription factor domain-containing protein. The record is from RefSeq and is a predicted model, not a curated record. Gene Ontology annotation, molecular function: DNA binding; zinc ion binding. NCBI's taxonomy places the organism in Eukaryota, Fungi, Ascomycota, Eurotiomycetes, Eurotiales, Aspergillaceae. Gene Ontology annotation, biological process: DNA-templated transcription. The transcript has 2 exons. The coding region runs from base 1 to 2280 and encodes 759 amino acids.
AUGCUGGAGCAUAUGAAAGCCUCAGGCAUGCUCCCGGCCCACGUACAGGCUAGAGACUGCAUUCCACCUGCACCAGGAGGUAAAGGUCCCGACAAUCCCAGUGAUGGUGCUUUAGAUCAACAACAGAGUCAAGUUUGCCAAGUGGAAAACCUCAACCAUCUUGCCUCGACCGCAGCUAUUGCUAGGCCACUACCAACCCCAUCUGCAUCAUCGAUUUCGAGCAGAUAUGACUUUCCUUCAAAAUCUCCCUUACCGCAUUUUUCAAACAAUGCCAGGGUCGCAGGACGUGUGGCAUACCAAAAUCCGAGAAAUGAGGAUAUGGAAGAAGGUUACGACUUGGGAACGUCAGAGUCUAUAUCAACAAGAUAUGCUAUGCAUGCUACUUUCCCUGGUGUGGACUCGACGAUCGGCCAACAGCAGGUGCAAAAGGAAACAGAAGGUGCCACUCAGGGUGAUAUUGCUAUUGGAGGGACCUCCGGGAUGUCUCCAUGCGAAGCCCGUGUCGCUGGAGCAUUUCAUGAGCAUGGAUGUGUCUCAUUAGUGCACGGAUUGUCCAGCAUCAUGAACCCCGCGUCUAGGGCCCAGUAUAAAGAGAAUAUCUCCGACAUGGUGAGCAAGGGGAAAAUUGCCAUCGCCACCUCCAGAGCUCGACUUAUCAGCAAUGCCGCCUUGCAAAGACAACGUGAAAGUCGCAUCUUCCGCCAACCAUAUAAUUUGAUGGAUCUUGAUGGGUGUGAGCCUGAGCUAGCGAAGCAUCUGCUGGAUCUACACUUCAAUCGCCAGCAUUAUGCCUAUCUUAUCUCUUACCGCCCAGCCAUCAUGGACGGCCUCUCUAAUGGUGGAGGCCCUUGGGUUAAUAAGCUGCUUCUAAACGCUAUAUACUACUCAAGCACACUUUAUAGCGAUAGGCCAUAUCUGCGCUCUAAGCCAGAGGACCAAAGCAGCGUCGGUGCUCACUUCUACAGCCGAUUUCGACAGCUUCUGGGGGACGCUAUCGACAAGCCGAGUAUCCCCUCUGCUAUGGCUUUGCUGCUCACCAGCGCAACUCUGGUCUCCCAGGGCCAAUCAAGCGCCGGUUGGAAUCUGUCUGGCACUGCAUAUCGCAUGAUUAUUGAUAUGGGAUGUCACUUGACGCUUGGGCCAGAUCAUCAAAGCACGGUCACGUCCAGCGACCGCCACCUCCUAGCUCGAGACUUGGAACAGGAGAUGCGGACACGACUUUACUGGGGUGCUUUUGCUACCGAUGCCACACAGUCCCUAUACCUUGGACGUCCGUGCAUGUUUGCCUCCACUGAAGCCAGGGUCCCAAUGCGAUUCCUGGACACAUUUGAAGAGCUUGAGGAAUGGGAGCCGUAUAUCGAUCCGCAAUCGCCGGUCCCUCCACCUCCAGCGUACGCGUCACAGCCAGCUUAUGCUAUUUCAACGUUUACCUUUCUGGUCCGCCUAUUUCAAAUAUCCGUCCAAAUAACCGACUUAUACGGCAUACAAGCUAUGAAGUACAGCUCAGAAGAUAUAAGAAACCAGAAGAUUGCCAUCGGCAGAGAGCUGGAUAAAUGGUCGAAUUCGCUGUCAGAUCAUAUGAAGUUCGAUCCAGAUGGAUCAUUUAUCCCGCCUCCGCACCAUAUCACCCCCCUUACUACCUAUCACGCCUUGACUAUCCUUCUACAUCGGGCUUUCCUUGAGGAAGGCCAUCUCCGGCGCCACAGCGGGGAAACAGACCGCAGGCAAUGCGAGGAAGCGUGCAUAAACAGCGCUCUGGCGAUUCAAAAGCUGAUCCGUGCAUACAGAAAAGCUUUCACACUCCGCCGCGCGCCCUUCCUUCUAUCUUAUGCUGUUUACUGCGCUGUGAUUGUGAUUAUUCGUCAGGAGCGACACGAUCGCGGGCAGUUCAUAGAGCCCAUAUCGUUUUUCUGGACUUGUCUGAGCGAGCUACAGCACGGAUGUAACUUUGGGUUGAAGAAGCCUCUCAGUAUCCUCAGAGAUAUGGUUUACGAGUUCCGUGUCAGUGUCGAAGAAGGAGGAGUAAAUGGGGAUGAGAUGCCCCAGCAGACGUGCCUUGACCAAACAUUUUUCCAACUUCCGAUGAAUCCUCCAAGCAAUGAACCAUCCAUGAAUACACCAGGGAAUAUUGCAGCCCCCGACUAUCUAGGUAUGGAAUAUUUCAAUCCCGGCCUUGAGAACUUGUCGCCUGGUUUUUUAAAUUCGAUGAAUGAGUUGGAGAAUGAUAUUACCCACGAUACUUUAUACGGGCUGUUUGCACCUCCAAACAUUUAUCGGUGA